GAGUGUGCUUCUGGCCGACUGUCAAGAUGGUGACCCUCCGGCACGUGUUCGGCGGCGGGCUCUCGUUUGUGAGUACUUCUGCUGGAGCAGUUCUGUGUGGACAGCAGCCAGUUGGGCUUGCUGAGAGGGGUGAUAAAGAGAAGCACAAGGAUGAUGAAUCCAAGGGUGGCGGAGGGGGACCCAGAAGGAAAGACACAGCAGUUGGGUUUGAUCCCGAGGCCCUUGAGCGUGGUGUGAAGGCUCUGCGAGAGAUGAAUGCUUCACCUCACUCGAAGAAAAUCUUAGAGUUGAUGCACAAACAGGAAGAAAUGCGCCAGACGGAGGAGAAAGUGAAGAUUGCCGAGUAUCAAGCUCUGCAGACUCAGCGGGAGAUUGAGCAAGAGACGGUUUUGUACGAGGACCAGCGGACGAUCAUGCAGCAACAGACGUCAGGAGCAAGCAAAGAAGGCGCACCUGGCGAGGUAGGAGGAUGAACUUGCUCGGAGACGGGUGCAGGCUGAUCAUGACGCUCAACAAGGUCGAAAUGCCGAGUCAGUGAAGAUGGAACAGGAACUGGUGCAAAAGCAAGAGGCUAUUCGUCGAAUUACAGAGGAACAGAUCCAGCAGCAAUGACGUGCCACAGAGAGGGAAAAGGUGGAGCUGGAACGAGAGAACCUGCGAAUGAAGCCGAUGGCUGAUG
Chara braunii is the source of this 679-nucleotide messenger RNA. Lineage: Eukaryota; Viridiplantae; Streptophyta; Charophyceae; Charales; Characeae. The record is from the annotation of a GenBank genome assembly.